Molecule: messenger RNA, 1929 nt
Organism: Symbiodinium sp. CCMP2592
Lineage: Eukaryota; Dinophyceae; Suessiales; Symbiodiniaceae
Source: the annotation of a GenBank genome assembly
AUGAAGGCUUCCGGUGGAGGCGCUGAAUCUCAAAGGCCCGAGCACGGAAGCACACCUCAUGCUCAAGCAUGGGCAGAUGAGUCCUCAGACGGGCUCAGCUCCGACUCGGAUGUGGAGCCCGUCCAGCACGACGAACGGUCAAAACAGCCGAUGCAUGGAACUGCCGGAUUCCGGCGCAUGCGCAGUUGGCAGGAACCUCCCCCAGAAGUCCAACGAGCACUGAACAGCCUGACCUCCUUCCGCUCGGCACUCGUCGCGAACCAGAAGAAAAUGCUACAGCUCUUGGAUGAUGAGCUGGACCGCAUCAAAGGUGUCUCGGGCGUUGGUGUCGCGGCCCCAGCCGGUCGCAAGAGCCAGACUAGCGCCAAUGGCGAGGUGAAGCGCUUUUCAUUUCCCUCCCCCUUCGCGCUUCUGCCAGCCGUGCAGAAGCAGCGCAAACGCCGAAUGUCUUGGAUUCAGAAGACGAGUCCAGUGGAGCCGCCGGUGCCAUCCGCGCCGGAAGUCGUGCCAUCAUUGUUGGAGGGGGAGGUGGCGAAUUUGACUCGAGAAGAGAAAGAGAAGAUACGGAAGGAUGCGGAUGAGCAAGUUCACAAGGGAAUGCUGACACAACUCGACCCUGAACUUGCCCGCAGUGUGGUGCGCAAGCGCGCUACUGCUGAGUUUGGCGAGCCGCAGGAAGAUGCCGACCAGCCCACCGGGCGGUGCUAUCAAUUAGCAAUGCAUCCAUGUUUCGAGAGAUUCACUAUGUCUGUGAUCUUCCUGAAUGCGAUGUGGAUAUCAGUCGACAUUGAGUUCAACAGGGCCGAGAUCCUGUCGGAAGCCGAUGCCGGCUUUAUCGUGGUGGAAAACCUGUUCUGCUUGUUCUUUACUUUCGAGCUGAUUGUCCGACUAUGGACAUACACUCGCAAGUGUUCUGCGCUGCGGGACAUUUGGUUCUUGUUCGACGUUUUCCUCGUUACCCUGAUGUCCUUCGAGACAUGGCUAGUACCCCUCGCACAUGCAAUAACGCGGACAACGGGUGACACUAUGACAGGGGGCGCCUCUGUCCUCCGUGUGGCCCGCGUGCUCCGUGUGUUGCGAACGGCGAGAAUGGCCCGACUUGUUCGACUGAUGCCCGAGCUCAUGAUUCUGAUCAAAGGCAUGAUGGUGGCUUGCCGUUCUGUGUUUUUCACCUUGGUUUUGCUGCUGAUGUUCACCUAUGUUUUUAGCGUGGCCUUCGUCCAGUUUAGUCGUGGCAACGCCGUCUUGGAGUCACCGAACUUCUUUGGCUCCAUGGGCACGGCGAUUUGGACCUUACUCCUGAAAUGCAUCCUGACGGACCAGCAGUUCAUCAUCGAAGCGGUAGCAGAGGAGAGUUGGAUCAUGGCCGCGUUGAUUCUGGUGUUCAUUCUAUUCGGCUCUUUGACUGUGAUGAAUAUGUUGCUCGGGGUCCUGGUCGAGGCGGUAAAGACGGUGUCCACUAUUGAGCGGGAGCAGCUGGAAGUCGAUUUUGCAAAGAAGGUUUUGUGGGAGAUGAUUGACAAAGGACAUGCUGACGAGGAUGGAGACAACCGAAUCUCUGAACAGGAAUACCGCAAAGUGCUCCACACACCAGAGGCCAUGACAGCCCUGACGAGCUUGGGAGUCGAUGUCGAGGCUGCUUUGGACUAUGGUAAGUUGCUAUUCGAAGAUGGUGAGCCACUCACAUUUGGGGACUUCAUGCGGGGCAUUCUGACUUUGCGUGGCUCCAACCAGACGACCGUCAAGGACAUUGUGGACCUUCGCAAGUUCACAGCCGAUGAGUUCUCUCACAUCCAUGACAUUCUAAGCAGCUUAUGCAAGUAUGUUGCAGCAUCAGGACCUGUGAGCCAGACACAAAGGCCGAGCAUUGCUUCGCUGUCCUCCAUCACCAGCUCGGGGAUUGCGUCGCGAGCAGAGGAAAGCUGCUGA